AAAAUAGGCCACUCGCAAACCAACCAAAAGACAAUGAAACCUACAAAUCGUUGAUAGUAUUUUUAAAGCGCUUUAAAAGAUCGACUCUUUUUGCUACCUACCAGUGGUGACCAUGGAUUUUUAGACACUUAUCAGUUGAGGUUAUGUUACGACAUAACCUUACUACGUUAAAAAACAAAAUUUUGCCAAAAUUCUCUAAAAACAUGCUGAUAACCCAGCCCUAACCUUUCCAGUCCUUAAAUAACAUCCAGCAGUAUAGAUGCAGAUAUAACCGCUUAAUAUGGAAGCCCCCAGCAUAGACAGGACUCGCUUGGAAGCCCUAACACGUGAGAACGAUGCGUACCUGGAAAUAUCCAAAAAAAUCGCCAGCGACAUUUCCUCCAAGGCGCUGUCCAUUCAAGACGCAGUGGACCAAAUGGGGUGCCUGUUGCUGAGCCCGGAGCACCAAAAACGAGACUUGGGGGUUCUAUUGUUGAGCGACAUUCUGCACAACCUCCCAAGCGCCUGCUUAAGCCCAGAGCAAGCGGCUGUCCUGGCAGCGUUUCUGAGCGAGAAGCUCAAAGACCAUCAUCAGGUAGCCACGUCUGCUUUAAAAGGGGUGCUGGCGCUUGUAGGUCUUCCCAAUCUUCCCCCUGAUGGCACCGUGCAGCUCCUAACAAUCAUCUUCAAUCACAUCAGCUGCCAGCAACAGCUACAGCUGGAUAGAUAUGUUAUCUUUCAGAUUUAUCACUCUGCCCUCACGGUACAUACUAAAGAAGUCCAAUCCAUGGGACUGGACUUCGUCUAUGGGGUGAUUUCCUCUAUAGAAGGGGAACGAGACCCCAAGAAUUUGAUGUACUUAUUCCAGUGGCUACAGGCCUUUUUGCAGGUCGUCGACUUGCAACAUCUGACCGAGGAAAUGUUCGAUGUCCUGUCCUGCUACUUCCCAGUGGACUUCAAGGCGCCGCCCACCAGCCCCACUCUCAUCACGCGCGAGGCUCUAGCGAUGGGGCUCUGCCGCUGUCUCACGUCUAUUUCGGCCUUCGGCCCCUUCUCCAUUCCGCUCGCCUUGGAGAAACUCGACUCGGCGCUCAAGAUUGCCAAAGUUGACGCUCUGCAUCUGCUGAAAUUCGGCUGCUUGAGCUAUGAAUCAGAAGUUUACUACCAGAACUCCAUUGAGAUCUGGGCGCAGCUCCAAAAGGAGAUAUUCGCCAGCCCAGACGCCCAGCUCCGAAGCCAGUGCUUGGACACGCUGACGCAUGUGAUGGGCAAACUCUCGGAGGGCGAUCGGAAGAACUUCGAAAACACCGUAUUGGAUAUCGUGGGCACUCUAAGAGGCAACCUGCUGCCGGAUUCCAGGCUGUUCCAUCAGAGCAGCUCGAUUUUGCUAAGCAUCGCAAAAGCGAGCGACCUCUCGGGUCGGCUUGUGGCUGAACGCGUGGGGCCUCUAAUAGAGAACACCCUCAAAAUCACCCCCGAUCCGCAACAGAAAGCCACUCUUCUGCACACUUUGAUGGAAUUCUUCCAGGCCAAUGGCGCGGAUUCAUUGAGGGACUGUUGCUCCUCUUUAUGCGCCCAGGCGAUUCUAAGCAGCAACCCCCAUUUAGCCGUAGAAGGUUUCCAAGGGUUCGCCUCCCUAGCGGGGGUUGUUUCCGACGAAGCCCGCCAGGGCUUCCUGCUCUCGCUCCAUCAGGCCGUAGUUGCCCCUUUGCCUGCCGCCCUCAAGCUGGCCAUCCACAACAGUCUACACAAAAUAGCAGAGGCGUUUCCCAAUGAAGUAAAACUGCGCGUUUUACGCAACGAAACCCUCACCGGAAGUGGUUUGGAGGCUUAUUUAGCCGCUUUGGCUGAAAUGGUGGACCUGGAAAACUUCCAGGCCUCUGUGAUGGAGACUUUCAUCAAAUACUCAAUUCAGGACUUGGAUGGAAGCGCUGCCGCGCUGCGGCAACUGAGCGACUUACUAGGCAAGCACCCGGAAACCGUGGCAGUUUUAGUAGAAAAAGACUUUCUGGGCCAACUAGUGAGCUUUCUUAAGGGACUGGAAGCCCUCAGGGCUCUGCCUGAAGGGUUUCUGCGCGCCCUCAACCAAACCCUGCAACUAAUCGCGCGACAUCAACCCGCCGAUUGGCAAUCGGCCAAUUACAAGGCGGCCUCCGGCAGCCGAUUCCUCAACGAAAACCUCCAGGUUUCCACUCUGACCGGCCUGGUAAUUCCCAUGACUAUCUCAGUGGUCCAAGACCACCUUCACCCAAUGGAUUUGCUCCUCAAUGCCGCCCUGAACAGUCCGGAAGAAUUUGUGCGCGACAUUUCCCUCAAAGCCCUCGCCAGCUUACUCAACAAACUCAAAGAGGAAGAUUUGAAUGGAAACUUGGCCACGAUUCGCCAAAGAUGUGAAGGAAACGGGAAAAUUUCGCUUGCUACCUGGGUGACCAAGGGGCUAGUCACUAGAAACCACCCCACUGGCUGGCAAUGGACGGAUUUGCUGCUGGACUGUCUGGCUGACGAUUCUCAAGUUGGCCGGGGAUUGAGGACAGUGCUGGACGAAAGUCAGAGGGUUUUGUCCAAAGAAAACCACUGCCAGAUCAUGCCUCUCUACCGGCAGAAGUUCUUCAUCCACUGCAUGAACCGACUGAAUAGGGAACAAACGCCUACUGAAGCCCACUUGAGCGCUGUGGGCCUUUUGAUGGAAAACACCCCGAAAAUGGCCAUCGUCAACCAUUUUCCGAAGAUCUUCCGCCUGGUGCUGUUGUGCCUUGAAAAAUCCCCUGAUCCUGAAGCGCUGGUAGUCAUUCUUCAAACGAUCACCGACUUUGUAAAGGGCGGUGAAGCCAUAAUCGAGGACCGGUUGGAGGAUAUUUUAGUUAGAGUGCUAGAUUUAACCGUUUUCCAGUCCUCAAUGGUGGUUCGACUGUGCGCAAUCACCUGCAUUCAUCAGAUGACCAAAACGUACAAAACCUAUCAACUGCUGCCCUUCAAAGGGCGCGUAGUGGAACAAUUAGGGAUUUGCGUGGACGACAGGAAGCGCCUAGUUAGGAGGAAAGCGAUGGAGUGCCGCGCCUUGUGGUUUUUGCUGGACGCCCCACUUUAGACUUCAUCGGAAACCGUACAUAAAAUAGGAUUUAUUUGGUUCGGAAAAUCGCAAUUUCCGUCUUGUUUUAACAAAAUAUAAAAUCAAUUUACUGGA
Messenger RNA from Dendroctonus ponderosae (mountain pine beetle), 3163 nucleotides. RefSeq names its product MMS19 nucleotide excision repair protein homolog (gene Mms19). The transcript is spliced from 11 exons. Gene Ontology annotation, biological process: iron-sulfur cluster assembly. Gene Ontology annotation, cellular component: cytosolic [4Fe-4S] assembly targeting complex. Lineage: Eukaryota; Metazoa; Arthropoda; Insecta; Coleoptera; Curculionidae. The record is from RefSeq and is a predicted model, not a curated record. The coding region runs from base 281 to 3067 and encodes 928 amino acids.